Messenger RNA from Cicer arietinum (chickpea), 1230 nucleotides. RefSeq names its product protein neprosin-like. The record is from RefSeq and is a predicted model, not a curated record. Lineage: Eukaryota; Viridiplantae; Streptophyta; Magnoliopsida; Fabales; Fabaceae.
AUGCAUUCUAGCUCCCCAGUUAUUUUCCGCCUCCUACAUUUUCUUCUCCUCGUUUAUUUGGUUUAUCCUAUUUAUUCUUCAAAAAUAAAUAGUCAUCAAUUAAUUAAUCAAACUUUUCGACACGAGGGAGAGUUUUACAAGUUGAAAAAAACGAUAGUAAAUCAUCUUCAACGGAUCAACAAGUUUUCUCUUAAGACAAUUAAGAGCCCUGACGGUGAUAUCAUAGACUGUGUUAUGUAUCAUAAACAACCAGCUUUUGAUCAUCCUUUAUUGAAAGGACAUACACUAUUGAAUCCUCAAGAAAGUCCAAGAGAGCUUAACCAAACGGAAAUUUUGAGUGACAACUUUCAAUUGUGGAGUUUAUCUGGUGAGACAUGUCCAGAAGGAACAAUUCCAAUUAGAAGAACAAAAGAACAAGAAAUAUUAAAAGAUACAUCCACUAGUAAAUUUGGAAGAAAGUUCGUUACUAACACCAGACACGAGUAUGCAAUUGGGACAGUGACUGGAGAUGCGUUCUAUGGAGCAACGGCUAACAUUAAUGUGUGGGCCCCACAUGUAGAAAGUAAUACAAGAGAAUUUAGCUUGUCUCAAAUAUGGGUCCUCGCUGGUACAUUUGGCAAAGACCUCAACUCUAUUGAAGCUGGUUGGCAGGUUAGCCGUUCAUUGUAUGGGGACAACCAACCUAGACUCUUUAUAUUUUGGACCAGCGAUGAAUAUCAAAAAACGGGAUGCUAUAAUUUAUUUUGUCCAGGAUUUGUUCAAAUUAGCAAACAAAUUGUAGUUGGAGCUGCAAUUCGUCCUGUUUCUAUCUAUAAUGGAAAACAAUUUCAAAUUAGGUUAUUGAUCUCGAAGGAUCCAACAAAUGGGCAUUGGUGGCUUACAUAUGGAUCUGGACACGUAAUUGGAUACUGGCCAUCCUCCUUGUUCACACACUUAAAUGAUAAGGCAACUAUAAUUCAAUUUGGUGGAGAGAUAGUGAAUUCUAUGUCAACAGGAUCUCAUACUUCCACCCAAAUGGGUAGUGGACAUUUUGCUGGGAAUGGUUUUGGAAAAGCUUCAUAUUUUAAACAUAUGCAAAUUAUGGAUUCUUAUAACAAAUUGAUUCCAUUGCCAAAUCUACAAGUGUGGGCAAGCAAUCCAAAUUGUUAUAGCAUAAAAGCAGGGACUAAUAAUGUGAUGGGAAAUUAUAUUUUUUACGGUGGACCUGGAAAAAAUGUCAAAUGUCCAUAA